Wyeomyia smithii (pitcher-plant mosquito) is the source of this 1639-nucleotide messenger RNA. RefSeq names its product putative nuclease HARBI1. Bases 109 to 1278 code for a protein of 389 amino acids. The record is from RefSeq and is a predicted model, not a curated record. The transcript has 4 exons. NCBI's taxonomy places the organism in Eukaryota, Metazoa, Arthropoda, Insecta, Diptera, Culicidae.
ACAUUGUAUCUGUCAAAUUACGCGUAGAUUAUAAAUUUGGUUUCUACAGGAUUAGUGUUGAUAAAAACAAAAUAAGAAAGCUAUUCCUCGCUUUCGUACAAUAAAAUCAUGAAACGAAAAGUACCAAAAAUAUCUGCUGCAGCAGAUUCAUUUGUGCAGGAUUUAAUGGAACCGAAUUCAGAUCCGGACUCCGAUCCUGAAUUCGAAAGUGCUUUAAUAGCUGUUUUCGGUAAGCCACCGAGAAGAAAGAGGAAACGGGUGGCGAAUUUUGUCGUCGACGUAGUUGACAAAUAUACGGAUGCAGAGUUUCAACAGCAUUUCAGAGUAAAGAGGACCACAGCAGAAAAAAUUAUACGACUUUAUUCCAAUCCUCAGUUCUAUCGAGAAAAUCUAGGAGUUGGUCGCAGAAAUACUCCUGCGAAAGACCAAAUGUUGGCAUUUCUCUGGUUUUUGGCUAACAAAAGCUCCUACCGGCAAGUUGGAACUUUGUUCAACAUGGCUGAGACAACGUUCUUUAGGCACCUCAAUCAGAUCCUGAACUUUUUUUACGACAUUUCUAAAGAUAUCAUUCGUGUACCACAAACAACAGCAGAGAAGGAAAGUGUAGCUGAAAGUUUCAAUAGUAUUUCAGGGUUCCCGGACGUGAUCGGAUGCAUUGAUGUGUUGUACAUUUCCAUCCGUAAGCCUGCGAAUAAAAAACGAAACACCGACCAGCAUGAUGAGAAAUUCAUGACACUGCAAGGGAUUUGUGAUGCUAACUGCAAAUUUCUUGAUGUGUGCAUUGGAUCUCCGUCGAGGAUACAUCACUCCCGUGUUUUCUCGCUGUCACCGAUCAGCGAGGAAAUUGCUGCGAUAUGUCAGGACAAAUUCCACAUAUUGGGUGAUGCGGCUUACCCAAUAAGAGAAUAUCUGCUGACCCCGUAUUCUGGCAACCUGUCGGCUAAAAAACAGAACUACAAUCUGAGGCAUACUCAAACCCGUGUUCAGAUCGAGAAUGCUUUUGGAAUUCUGAAGCAUAGGUUCCGACAGCUUAUGCGAUUGGAUUUCUUCGAAGGAGAACGAAUGUGCAAGUUCGUGAUGGCAUGCUGUGUGUUGCACAACAUGUGCAUCGAUGAAAACGAUUAUUACGAAGGGGAUGAGGACCCCGAAGAUCCUGACGAUAUCCAACCAGAUUUAAGUCAAAGUCUAAACGAUCAAACGAGUGGAACGGCCGGAAAUGCUGCUUUGCGCAAGCGGGGUGAACUGAAACGAAAACAGAUUGCUACUAUGAUAAUGUAAUGAUAGGAAUUAAGUAUUUUGCGAACAAAAAAAUGUUUUACUGAAUUAACUACUAUGGCAUACGCCUCUCUAUAAAUAUUUAAUUACGUAAAAUAUUAACAGCACUUUAUAGCAUACAAGAGAGAAUAACGCACUUUACGAAUUCGGGUUAUUCACGUUGAAAGAGAUUUUAAAGGCUGUUCGCACCUACGUGAACACUCAUAUGUAAUUGUCAAAGUGUGCGUGAUGACAAAAGCAAAAAUAUUUCCUUCCUUCUUUUUCGCAUGCAAAAACCAAACAAAUACCAGCAACACAGUCAACGCGAAUAUAAAUUGAAUAAACUGUCAGCCGUGCUGACAUUCUGAUCUUAAAACUGAAGGUA